GGAGAAAAAGGGCGGCGCUCUGGGGUGGCAGAUUCUGCGGCCACCGCGCACCUCGACUGUCGCUGUCGCACCAGGAGAGCCGACCUCACGCGCUGUCGCCGAGGAGCAGCCACCUGGCGCGCCGCGGAGGAGCAGGCCGGGGAUGCAGCAGCCGCCGCUGCCAGUGCCCGGGCCCCUGGCCCUGUUGGACACCACAGAGGGGUUUGUGAGAAGAAAGAAGAUUUCCCUUUGGUUUGUGGGGUCGCUGCUGGUGUUGUCUGUCUUCAUCCUGACCAUCGGCCUCGCCGCUACCACCAGGACAGAGAACGUGACUGUUGGGGGCUACUACCCAGGAAUCAUUCUGGGCUUCGGAUCUUUCUUAGGAAUUAUUGGUAUCAACCUGGUGGAGAAUCGAAGGCAAAUGUUGGUGGCAGCCAUCGUGUUCAUCAGCUUCGGUGUGGUGGCUGCCUUCUGCUGUGCCAUCGUGGAUGGUGUGUUUGCUGCUCGGCACCUAGAAACAAGGCCCCUCACCUUGGGAAGAUGCCAGUUUUACUCCAGUGGCGUGGGAUACUUGCAUGACGUCUACCAGACAGAGGUCACUUGUCACUCCCUGAAUGGCAAGUGCCAGCUGAAGGUGAAGAGCAACACGUGCUACUGCUGUGACCUCUACAACUGCCAGAGGUCCCUCUGUCCCAGCUGGCCUACGGGACGUCUGCGCCACCUCAGAUCCUCUACAACCCUGCUCAUCACAUCCUGGCCUACGCGGGCUUUGGCCCAGCACCCGCAACCCUCCCCACCUGCUCGCCCUACCCUCUGCCGCUCCAGCCGUCCAGCAGCUUCCCAGCCUCGCCCUCCACGGACCUCUCUCUGUCCGAGGACGCACAGCCUCCGUCCCAGUCCAGCUCCAGCUUCGGGCUUCCGCCCAACGCCCCACCUCUCUAUGCCCCAGCUCCUUUCCUCCCGGGGGAAAAGCCUCCUCCCUACGCACCAUGACACAGAGAGGAUAAAUUUAAAAAUUAAUUUUUUUUAUUUGUUAAAAAAACAAAGCAGCGUCUACAAAACCUGCUUCUGUGGCCAACCUCCUAGAGACAUCAGGAGAAUGUUCCAGAAGUCUGUAUCCUCCUUCCCUCCCUGGGCACAUCCAUAGCAAGGAGAGGCCAGGACCAGGGGUGAGGACAGAGCUCCAGGUGACCGAGGCCUGGGCGACACCUCUGCUUGGCUCCUUGCCCAGCAUUUAAACCAGACACCAAAUGGAGCUAAAAUGUCUACCUGGAGCCUCCUCGAUCUGGUGUCCUGUCAUUGCUUACAAAAAACCAAGUUUCAUUUCUACCUAGUUAGUUAUUAGUAUCAUUAUUUUGCAAAGGGAAUAUGACCAGGGGUAUCCAUGGGUAAGGAUCAUUUUUAAAGGAAAUGUGUUGAAUGUUUAUGUAUUUAUGUGUGUCCCCAAGAAGGGGUAGGGUCUCCACCCUCAGUGCUGUGUU
Molecule: messenger RNA, 1460 nt
Organism: Rhinolophus ferrumequinum (greater horseshoe bat)
Lineage: Eukaryota; Metazoa; Chordata; Mammalia; Chiroptera; Rhinolophidae
Gene: TMEM255B
Product: transmembrane protein 255B
Exons: 8
Coding region: 143-1126 (327 amino acids)
Source: RefSeq, a predicted model, not a curated record